ACAAGCAAGCAAAAGACUGAAAGAGGGCAAGUGCAAGGCAGAACCCCACCCACGACGAGCGUCUGUCCGUCGGACGGCGAUUAAAUACACCCUUAAAAGCGUCGUCGCCUCCCACCGCUCGCUCCUCCGGGGCAAACUUACAAACACCUCGCGUGGCGUUCCCUUCCAUUUCUCGACUCGACGCCGCCGCCAGCCGCCAGCCGCCAGCCGCGAUCUCGAACUGGUCGUAGCAAGCAAUGGACUCGCGCGCGGCCAAGCUGAUGCAGCAGCAGGGGAUGCAGCCCUUGUCAUUGCCCAUGGCCACGUCCUUUGCGACCGAGGCUGCUGCGGCCAAGCCGAGGGCGGCGGGGCUGCCGCCGACGCCGCCCUUCUCUGCCGCUGCCGGCGGCGGCGUGCAGCGUGACGUGUGCAUGGAGGACUCCUCUUCCUCGGCCGCGGCGGCGCUCAAGGCGGCGGCGCACCGGCGGUCCCGCAGCGACGUCCCGUACGGCUACUCCCCGUCAAUGGCGUCGGCCAUGGCCAUGGGCCGCCUGCAGCCCAAAACAGAGUGGGGGCAGCCGCAGCAGCACCUCGUUGAAAACAAUGGCUUCAACGGGAACGGCAACGGGGGGGAUGACUUGUUCAACGCGUACAUGAACCUGGAGGGCCUGGACGCGCUCAACGCCGCGGCGUCGUCUUCCCCGGACAGCCGCGGGAGCAGCGUCAAGGCCGAGAGCAGCGAGAACGAAGGCUACGGCUCCGAGGAGGGUGCCGUUCGCGGCGCGCUCUGGGCCGAUGGCAACGCCGGGAGCGGCAGCAACAAGAGGAGCGCUGCCGCUGCAGGCGCAGUUGGUGAGCCGGCGGCGGCCAACGUGGCCAGGCAUGCCAGGAGCCUGUCCAUGGACAGCCUCAUGGGCAGGCUCAACUUCGCGUCCGGCGCGGGCGCUUCCGCUUCCGCCGCGCGGGCGGCGAAUGGCGGCGCCGGUGGUGGUUCAGUGUUCAGCCUGGAGUUCGGGAGCGGCGAGUUCACCCCCGUGGAGAUGAAGAAGAUCAUGGCCGACGAGCGGCUCGCUGAGAUGGCUCUCGCCGACCCCAAGCGCGUCAAGAGGGUGCUGGCGAACAGGCAGUCGGCGGCGCGGUCCAAGGAGCGCAAGAUGCGGUACAUCGUGGAGCUGGAGCAGAAGGUGCAGAUGCUGCAGACUGAGGCCACCACGCUGUCCGCGCAGCUCACCCUCCUGCAGCGCGACUCGGCGGGGGUGGCGACGCAGAACAACGAGCUGAGGUUCAGGCUGCAGGCCAUGGAGCAGCAGGCACAGCUGCGCGACGCUCUGAAUGACGCGUUGACGGGAGAAGUCCAGCGCCUCAAGAUCGCGACAGCCGAGAUCGGCGUCGGCGACUCCUGCUCUUCCAGCGGCAUGGCUCAACAGAACCAAAUGUUUCAGCUGCAGCAGCACCAGGGCCAGGCUACACCGAGACCGUUCUAUCAACUUCAGCAGCAGCAACAACAACACAAUGGCAACCAUGAGCCCAGAGAGUGAUUGCAGAUGCAUUUGGACUAGAGAGACAUUACAGGCACAACAGACGAAAAAAUUGGUUUAGAUGAGCUGAACUUUAUAUGGUUUCCUGACUCUAUUUUUUAAAUGUCGUUAAUAAUCACCUUGUAAUUUUCCGGGCGAUGCAACUGCCUGGACUUCUUUUCUUCUUUUUUGGGUUCGUUGAUUCUUUGGAUGAUACAAAUGUUAUUUGAACCACCAAACUGGUGGAGCCGUAGAUGAUCAAUAUUCUUUUGAACUAGCAUCGAUUUGUCGGGUAUUUUGCGUACCUUCAUUGCCUGAGGAUACACUUACAUUGUUUGCAAAAUAAUAAUUGAAAAUGCUGUAGCAUGGCACUUUGUUUGGUUAGCAAGCUACUGUUUCAAUUACAUUUCUUGUUACCCGGUGCA
Messenger RNA from Brachypodium distachyon (stiff brome), 1921 nucleotides. Its product is annotated as transcription factor RF2b. The coding region runs from base 237 to 1517 and encodes 426 amino acids. Gene Ontology annotation, molecular function: DNA-binding transcription factor activity. The transcript is spliced from 4 exons. Gene Ontology annotation, biological process: regulation of DNA-templated transcription. The record is from RefSeq and is a predicted model, not a curated record. NCBI's taxonomy places the organism in Eukaryota, Viridiplantae, Streptophyta, Magnoliopsida, Poales, Poaceae. Gene Ontology annotation, cellular component: nucleus.